Messenger RNA from Cercospora beticola, 729 nucleotides. RefSeq lists its product as uncharacterized. The record is from RefSeq and is a predicted model, not a curated record. NCBI's taxonomy places the organism in Eukaryota, Fungi, Ascomycota, Dothideomycetes, Mycosphaerellales, Mycosphaerellaceae.
ACUUCCACAACACACCACAUGCGCCGGCGAUGAUACUGAGGGCAAAGCGCCCCAGUCCAUCUUCCACUUCACUUUUCUGAACUCUCUGACUUACGCUUCAACCUUUCCUUCAACUCCGAACACUUCCACUCGCCAACCCAUCAUGGCGUACCUCUUCUACACCUUCCUCUUCGCCUUUCUCAUCUUAUCAACAGUCCUCUACGCCACACGCAACACCUGGAAACCCUACGCCCCUCCAAUCCCCUACCUAACCGCUCCCGGCGAAAUCCCCACCUGGGCCUGGAACAUCUACGACCGCGUGAACGCCUACAUCGAUCGCUGGCGCUACUCCGCCUUACCCUCAUCUUUCCAAAAUGAAGCCGAGCAAGGUUUCCACUCGUCGAAUUUCGAUAUUGCAGAGAAUAUCCAAGGCGAGGACUCUCGAAGUGGGUUGUCGGGUCAGCAGAAAGCGGAGGUCUAUGGAAUUAUGAGGAGGCAAGGUGUCACAUUUGAUGAGGCAAGAAGGUUGUAUACGGAGAGGCAGUUUGCUGCGGCGGGGAUUGGGCCGGAUGGGAGGCCGUUGGAUAAGAAGGCUGUGGUGUUUUCUUAGGGUUCUUCUUCUCUUUUGGGGUUUUUCUUUAUGGGGGUGGGGCAUUUGCUGUGACGCAGCUGGACGUGCCUUGAUGGCGUGAAGCUAGGAGCAUUUUGGGUCAUAUGUACAGUGCAUAUUCAUUUAUCGACAGGGCAUGG